Messenger RNA from Erythranthe guttata (spotted monkey flower), 1147 nucleotides. Its product is annotated as CBL-interacting serine/threonine-protein kinase 11. The record is from RefSeq and is a predicted model, not a curated record. Gene Ontology annotation, biological process: protein phosphorylation; signal transduction. NCBI's taxonomy places the organism in Eukaryota, Viridiplantae, Streptophyta, Magnoliopsida, Lamiales, Phrymaceae. Gene Ontology annotation, molecular function: ATP binding; protein serine/threonine kinase activity.
CGAUUAACAAUAAGAGGUAACUAAGCAAGCAUAUUUACCAAUUAAAUAUCUGGACGAGGAGAGCUAAAGACAAAAAAAAUAUGCUGAAAUGUCCUACAAAAAGAAAUUCAAUUUAUAUAUGCUGAUCAACAUAUGCCUUUAUACAUUUGAACAAUUCAAUAAGAGUCAAAACCGUUAGCAAUAAAGAAAAUUUACUUCUUUGUUCAAUGAAGGCAAGAUAUGAUUGAAAAACAACGAACAAAAAUAUUGUUAUUGAUAAAAGUAGGCAGAAGUUUGAAACUUGUUACCCGAUAUUUUCUCAAGCAAGACUAAAUAGUGGUCCGAUAUCCAUUCAUACUCUUUCUCCCCCACUUACUGCAAUAUCGGACACAAUUCAUCCCCCGCCCAACUAUUAUUAGCUGUAGAAUAGAACCUUACACCCAAUCCCUUUUCUAAAACCUAAUCUUCACCAAAAAGAAAAAAAUCGAAAUUGUUUUUUCCCGGUCUCUGAAUUAUUGCGCACCUGAUGCCGGGAAAUGACGAGUUUUUGGUUUCCGGUCCCUAGUCGCCGCCGUCUUCCGCCGCAAACAUGGCUUUAUCGGCGGAGAAUGCGUUGUUCAGAAAGUACGAGAUCGGGAAGCUUCUAGGCUGCGGCGUGUUCGCGAAAGUGUACCACGCUAGGGAUAUUUCUAACGGCCGGAGCGUCGCCGUGAAAGUGGUGAGCAAGAGCAAGCUCAACAACAAUGUUAAUCUAAUGGCGCACAUAAAACGCGAGAUUUCGACCAUGAGCUGGCUGCGCCACCCUUACAUCGUCAAAUUGUUUGAGGUUCUCGCCACCAGGACGAAGAUUUAUUUCGUACUGGAAUUCGUCAAGGGCGGCGAGCUGUUCGCGAAGGUGGUCAAGGGCCGGUUCAGCGAGGAUCUCAGCCGGAAGUACUUCCAGCAGCUGAUCUCCGCCGUCAGCUACUGCCACCUCCGCGGCAUCUCCCACCGCGAUUCGAAGCCGGAGAAUCUUCUCCUGGACGAGAACGGCAAUCUGAAGGUCCUCGAAUUCAGUCUGAGCGCUUUGACCGACCACGUCCAACAAAGCUCCACAUAUUAAAAUUCUGAAAUUCUAACAAACAGACAUAUAGUCUAUAGAUGCAGAUUCAUGAUCAACCACAAAUUU